Molecule: messenger RNA, 360 nt
Organism: Symbiodinium sp. CCMP2456
Lineage: Eukaryota; Dinophyceae; Suessiales; Symbiodiniaceae
Source: the annotation of a GenBank genome assembly
GUGGAGGCAGAUCCGGCAAGGGCCAAUGCAGCCAAAAUGGCUUUUUCCGAGAUGAGUAAGAAGCUCGGCGGCGAGCCUGACGUUGUGCAGGCCUGCAUGCGCCCAUGCCCGCCCGAUGCUUUGCCUAUCAUGGGCAAGGUCCCUCAUGUUCGUGGCGCUUACAUCUCCGCCGGCCACAACUGCUGGGGCAUCCUUUGGGCACCGGUCAGUGGUCUGGCGAUGUCGGAGCUCAUCAUCGACGGACAAGCUUCUUGUGUGGAUUUAAGGCACUUCCGACCCAGCCGCUUCGCAAAUGCUGGCCCGAGAGCCCCUCAGAGGGGGAGGAAGAUGGGAACCGUUCCCGUGGGUGAGCAGUGGUAG